CAAAAAGCAAUUUUCCCACAAACACGCCUUAAGUAACGGAAAGAAACGACUUCUCAAAACAUAUCGGACACCAAUAAAACGACAGCGUACUAAGCAAAACAACAACAGCAACAAAAAUAACAUGGCAUCCUUUCCGUACGCCGACGUGGACAGUACCCAAAGAGCAAUCGCCGGUCAAGCCGAGGGCUUCGGCCGGUUCGCCGUCGGUGGUCUCCACGGCCCUCUAGUCACGGUCACCACUUUAUCCGACGACGGUCCGGGUUCUCUCCGAGACGCUUGCCGGAAACCGGGACCGGGUUGGAUCGUGUUCAAAGUGUCGGGAACAAUCCGAUUAUCGACGUACUUAAGCGUGGACUCUCACAAGACAAUUGAUGGACGAGGCGAAAGGGUAAAGCUGACAGGGAAAGGGUUGAGAUUGAAAGAAUGUGAGAAUGUGAUUGUUUGUAAUAUGGAAUUUGAAGGUGGAAGAGGACACGAUGUUGAUGGGAUUCAAGUAAAGCCAAACUCGAAGCAUAUUUGGAUCGAUAGGUGUAGUUUUACAGAUUAUGAUGAUGGCUUGAUUGAUAUUACUAGAGGAAGCACUGACAUCACUGUUUCUAGAUGUUACUUCACUCAACAUGACAAGACAAUGCUCAUUGGAGCAGAUCCUACUCAUGUAGGAGAUAGGUGCAUCCGAGUGACGAUCCACCAUUGCUUCUUCGAUGGAACUCGGCAAAGGCAACCUCGUCUUAGAUUUGGGAAGGUUCAUUUGUAUAACAAUUACACUCGAAACUGGGACAUUUAUGCUGUUUGUGCAAGUGUAGAAGCCCAGAUAUAUUCUCAAUGCAACAUAUAUGAAGCUGGAAAGAAGAAGAAAACUUUUGAGUUUUAUACUGAGAAGGCAGGGGAUAGUGAACAGGCGAGUUCGGGUGUAAUAAUAUCGGAAGGAGACCUGUUUUUGAAUGGUGCAGAAUCAUGCUUAUUAGCAACAGGCAGUGGGGACGGAAGUGUGUUCCACCCAAGUGAAUAUUAUAAAACAUGGACAAUGGAAGCUCCCUCGGACUCUCUGAAACAAGUUCUUCAAGUAUGCACAGGUUGGCAACCUGUUCCUCGGCCUCUUGAUCACCAAAAGUGAUGGUUGUAUUUAGUGCUUUUUUCUUUAUGAAUCUAAUUUACGUGUUUUAAAUAGUUAACGAGGGGUAAAAGGAACUAGCUAACGAGAGGUAAAAGGCUAUGGAAACCCUGUAUUAGAAAAUAAAUUACAUUUUGCUCAUAUUGAUCUUCUCUGAUAAAAAAUUAUGCAUUUGUACUAAUUAAUGUAAUUAAUGAUAUAACGAAUACCUCGUAUAUAUCAUGCUAAUAAAAACUAAAUUACUCAAUUUAAUCUUCAAAAUAUCUUAUCAUCAAGAAAGUAUACUUUUUUAAACCAUUUCAAUUCCAACCAAAUAUUGCAUUCUUUAUACAAAGAUGAGCAAAUAUUCUUUUUAUCAAAUAGGAAGCAAACGAGGUUUCAAUAAUAUCGAAUUAAAACUUCUCAAACUAAUUGAAUUUUAAUCACUCCUCAUCAAGAAAUGCAAAAUAUCCAUAAAUUACCAUUCAAUCAAAAAGACCAGAAUCUUGGUUUUUAACAGGGGGCAAAAAAGAGUUUCCAAACAUGAAAAUCGAAACAAAAUCACAACUCGGUUUAAAUAGAAUGUGAGAUCCUGCCCUACACCUUAAUGGCAUACUUCCUCAUUGGGAAGUACAUUUCCUUCUUCUUCUCCCUUUCGGUCUUCAAAGAUGCCUGCAAAGCAAAAUAACAGAU
Molecule: messenger RNA, 1783 nt
Organism: Gossypium arboreum
Lineage: Eukaryota; Viridiplantae; Streptophyta; Magnoliopsida; Malvales; Malvaceae
Product: probable pectate lyase 4
Exons: 5
Coding region: 122-1114 (330 amino acids)
Molecular function (GO): pectate lyase activity
Source: RefSeq, a predicted model, not a curated record